AUGGGACGGAGUACACGAUCGCGAAAGCAGCGCCGUUCGUUGCUCCCAUACAAGACCGAAAGCUGUUCCGAGUCGGGACCGGGAAUCGCGUCGACACGCAGUGAUCUGGUGGCAACACCAGCGGCAGAGUGCAGCCGUGUUGAACGCAAGGAUAGCCGGCAGGAUCUUGGCCAGGAUCUUGGCCAGGACGAAUCGAAUCUGGCGGCCAUCAACGGUAUAAUGGACGAGCUCCGCCAGGGCGAAUAUCGCCAUUUCUUCAGUUUCCUGGCCAACGUUUGCGCUGUCGCCCGGAACAUGAUCGAUCAGGGACCACCGGGACUGUAUCAAAAAGCCCAGGAAUUUACGAAGGAGGCCCCGGAAUUGCUGCGCUAUAUCAUGGAGGGGCCGAAUACAACUAUUAUACCUCUUGCAGCUCCCAUUCUGCGCAAAAAGGACGACUGGUCCGGGGGUGCCGGUGAACAGCGUGCCAGGGACGGCGGUUCAUCUCCCUCGGAGACAAGCACGAUCCAGCCGCCGAGCCCUUUCUUACGACGAUCAGCGUCCCCCGAUGUUGCGCCCAUCCCACAGCAUGCGGCUGACUCGCAGCAUGCGGACUCUUCCCCCGCUACGACGGCCGCGACAGAACCCACAACCGGUCCGGGGACGCCGACCGUUGUCUCCCAUCAACAUCCGCACAACGUCGCAUCGGAUCUGCAACGGGAUCCCCAUAACUCCCCUGCCGGUCGCCCGCACAAUGAUGGACCGGAAAACCAGCGGCGGCCGUCUGACAUCCCGCCUGACGUCCAGGACCCGACGGCGCUCGUCGCGUCGGAGAUCAGCCAUGCGCAGCAGCCGUCCCCGGGUGAAUCGUCCGCGUCCAUGCUGUCCGCUGGCCAUGGGCCAUCGACGGAGCCUUGCUCGCAGCCAUCGCAAGGCUACGCGGUGCUGCCCCAGGCCACCACGACGACAACGACGACGCCGCCGCCCAUGAGCCAUGCGACGCAACCGGAAAGCUCUGUUCUGAAUGGCCCCGUCUAUGGAGCCCCGUCAACUGUGGUCUACAACCCGCUUGCUCAGAUGUAUGCGGGGUCCCUGUGGGGGGGUCCUGCAUUUCCGUCUCCUUCGGGCCAGAUGCUGCAGUCCGGUCAGUAUCCCUCUCUGGGUCACUCGACCGGUUUGAUGAAUCCGCUAGUUCCACCACAUUAUAUGCCGCCGGCUCACUCAGGACUGUGGAAUCAGGGACUGUCUGCGCAGACCGCACAGUAUCCGACUCAAGUCGGUUACCUACCGAACCAAGCCGUACCCGACGGCUCAAUGGGAUCAAUGGCCAUGGCAUCCGCAGGCGGAUACGCGGCCCCCUCUGAGCCCUGGUAA
This is a messenger RNA of Aspergillus luchuensis, 1353 nucleotides long. RefSeq lists its product as uncharacterized. The coding region runs from base 1 to 1353 and encodes 450 amino acids. NCBI's taxonomy places the organism in Eukaryota, Fungi, Ascomycota, Eurotiomycetes, Eurotiales, Aspergillaceae. The transcript is spliced from 2 exons. The record is from RefSeq and is a predicted model, not a curated record.